Molecule: messenger RNA, 4387 nt
Organism: Chara braunii
Lineage: Eukaryota; Viridiplantae; Streptophyta; Charophyceae; Charales; Characeae
Source: the annotation of a GenBank genome assembly
GGGGGGGGGGGGGGGGGGGGUGGAGGAUUGUGUGUAGUGCAGCGAAGGAUUUUUGUUGACAUGGCGGAAUACCGUGGCUUUUGGGGAGACGGGGGAAGAGGGGGGGUGUUCUUGGGAUGUUUCGAUGUCACAGCGGCGGUGGAGUGGGAAGGAGUGCUGUUGGGGGAAGUCUUCUCCCACAUUUCUGCACGCAAGGAGCCUAGAAAAAAUAGACCAAGGGACCGCCCCAUGAAGUGCCACCCAGUACGUGAUGUUACUCGCACACAGGUCGAGAUGGAAAUGGUUCUCUCUGUUGAAGGCGGUCUUCGGGGAUACGAUCAUUCGAUGACGUCAUUCGCUCUUCCAUUAUCGUUCACCAAGGCUUUUCGAUCAGAAGCAGUUGCAGAGGGCACGGCGACAAUAGAGACGGACUACGGGAAAGUCAUAUUGUCGGGACCGGCGACCGGCGAUCUUCCGCGUCUGGUUGAAUGGGUGGAGAAGUGUCUGCAAGGGGAAGAACUCGAUUCGGCCGACGUUUGCCAGAUUUGCAGUCAAAGGACGGAAUCUGGCGGUCGAGAGCUGCAGUUGGCAAACCUGAGGGAGAUGAACGCUGAACCGGUCAUUAGGGAAUCUCAGAAGAGGAAGCGGGAGGAAGAGGAAUGGAUGUAUGAGGACAUGGAGGAGCAUGCAAGGAAGAGGAGGAUAGCCGAUACGAACAUGGCCAAGCUUUCGCAGAGACAAACUAGCCUGCUCGAGCUUUGGGGAGAGGCCCGGUGCAACAACAAAACUCAGGAGCUGGGUGCAGAUUUGAGGACAGACAAAGACCGGGUGCAUCAUCGACCAGGUGCUGAGGGUCAGGGGACGGAUAGACCGGACCUGAAAGAACCAAGACAAGCUGCAGAAGACAGGAGAGCUAAUCUUGAGAGUGGAAUGGUUCCAUUCCACAGGGAGAAUGAAGCACAGGAGGGCCACGGAGAGAAAGCCCAAAAAACACUCAAAGAGGAAGAAGGGAGGCUCAAAGCACAGCUGGAAGCGAGGAUUCAACCAAACAGACAAGGGCAGCAAAGCCAGGGCGAGGAAAGACAGGUAGGGCACCCUCCACGUUCGGAGAAGGCUGAGGCUGAGCGUCGGGAAAAAGAGAAGCAUCUGAGAAGUAGCAGAGCGGAGGCGAACCAAAUCAACGACUGCAAGGAGAGACCACCAGUGAAGCAAGAAAUUGGAGAGACGUUGACGGGAGAAGGUCACAGAGGAAGACCGGAGCAUGAAGUACUCAAGAGUAGGGGUCCACAAGAAGGAAUUGAUGCAGAAAGGAGAAACACAACAAGAGCGCGACCAGAAGGAGAUCAGAUGAGAGCGGAGCCUGACAUAACCACGAGGAAACCUGCAAGUGCAGAGCAGAGCAGGCCAGUGAAACCAAUUGCAGAAGGAAAAACGGACAUCAGAAUGCAAGCAGAGUUAUGUAAGAGCAGAACAGAGCACGGCGCCACCGGGGCGGAACACAGGAGGCCGCAAGAAAGAAUUGCUGAAGGGAAAUGUGAAGCAAGGACACAACCAGAAGUGCAUCAGAGGAGAGCAGACCAUGCAGUUGCGAGGGGUAAAUCUGGAGCUGCAGAGCACAGCAGACCGCCGGACACGAUCACAGCAGAAAAAAACGAAGUGAAAAUGCAAGCAGAAGUACGUCAGAGAACAGAGCAAGGAGCGGCUCGGGUGGAGCGCAGGAGGCCGAAAGAAGAAAUUGAAGAAGGGAAAAACGAAACAAGAACGCAACCAGAAGUAAUUGGUCAGAGGAGAGAACAAGGGAUUGCCGACUGGAAGGAAGUAUCAGAGAGUAAACCGGCAUGUGGAGCGCCUGGCAGGCCGCAUGAAGCGGUUGCGGAAGGGAAAAAAGAAGUGCGCAUGCAAGUAGACGCACCUCCGAGGAGAAUUCAGCAUGGGUUAGUUAACAGCAAACCUGCAGCUGUGGAACAUAGGAGGCCACAAGAAGGAAUGGAAACAGGAAAAAGUAAAGCAAGAAGGGAGGAAGAAGCACAUCAGAGAAGAGGUGAGCAUGAAGAAGGCAAGGGUCAACCGUUAGGAGGAGGUGCACCGCAGAGAACGCCACGAGAAGGAACUUCCGACGACACGAAUCGGAUGAAAAACCAAGGGGGAAUAUGUCAGAGAGACGAGGCACAGAAAAACAGUGCACCUAUGUCGGAGAGAUCAGGCAGAGAAAUGAGGACAAGUGAGGGGGGAGGGAGAUGUGAGGAGGAGACAGAGGCGAAAGAGCGCACACAGGAAAAAGAAAGUUGCCUUGAGGAGACCAUAGUAGGGGAUGUAUCUCAGGAAGAACACCCUGUGAGGAAAGAGAUAGAGCAAAUGCAAAGCAAGAUCAGCGAACGACAGCGAGAACUACAGAAGGACGUGGGUGGAUGGAAGUUGGAUGCCGAAUGCAGAGAAGCAGCGUUGCGUGAAUUGGUUUAUGCAGAGAACAGGUUUCUGAAGGAGGAGGCAAAGCGACGUCAGAAAGCGCAAAAUGGAAGGCUUGGGAGGAAAUAUGGGUGGAAACUGCAUGAGGAGCAGAGGAGACGUGCAGAGGAAGAAGAGACAAGGUGGUGGGAGGAGGAGGAGAAAGCGUACAGGAUUGAAGAGGAGAGGAGGCAGAUGGUCCAGGAGGAGGCAAGAUGCACAAAGGAGAAGGGGCUCCAGGAGAAGCAGAGCGAGAUUUUCCACGACACUAGUCUGAGCUGGAAAGUCAAGGUGAGCAGACGUGAACAGGAGGUGUGGAUGCUCAUAGCGCAUGAUGAGAUGUUAGCAGAAGAGCGCUUGUGCACUGCGGCAGAGGAUAGGUGGGACAAAAUUGUGGGAUGGCGGGAGAAGUAUGAUAAUGAGAGGACGUCAUGGGAGCAGAAGAUGACCAAGGCAGAAGAUGUGGGGGGAAGAUUCUGGGAUGAAGUGAGGACAUCUAGGGGAAAACACACGCGUUAUAUCGAGGCGGUGGAGAGGCCGGAGAAGGAGAAGGAUGCGAAGUUUUUCUGGUCGAUUGCAGAGAGAGACUGCAGGAAAGAGGUAAAAAGGAGAAAAGAGGAGGAGGAAGAAAGGAAGAAGAGGGAGGAGGGGACAUGGAGCAAAGAGGAUGAGAAGCAGAAACAGAUGAAAGAAGAGGACAGGCGACGCAGAUCAUUAUGGCCUUGGUGUCGGCGGGCCAGAAACCCGGAUGAUUGCGAGUAUCUCUUUGCAGAGAUUACUUUCCGAAAGUGGAAGGACUUCAAAUGGAGGCUAGAUGUGGAAGCAGAGUGGAGAUGUGCGAUGGCAAAGGAAAGGAUAAAGGAAGAAAGAAGGCGUCGUGCUGAAGUUGAAGGAAAGCUUAACGAGAGGCGGAAGAGGAGACAAGACGAGGACGAGGAGAGAAGGGAGGUUGAGGGUGAGGGGGCCAGUCACUGGGUGUAUGUGCGAAGAUUCAACGAGGAAGGAGAGAGAAGAUGCAGGAAGAGCGAGGAGAGGAGGUUGAAACGGGCAAAUAGGCGCAGAGAGGAGGAGGAGAGCUCGCCGCAUGAGGAAGAAGGUCGGCCACAGCAGGACAAAAGUAAACUGGACAAGGGGCUAGCAUGGGCGUGUGAAUAUCUUGAGAUUCUUGAGGAGACAAGGCACGUAAAAGAGGAGGACAGUAGGGACAUGGAGAGGAGCUGGAGGCGUGCGCUCAAGGACGAGAGAUCAGAGGAGAAACGGAGGCGUUCUCUGUGGGAGAAGAGGAGGCGAAAGGAUGACGACGAACGGAGACACGUGGAGGAGGAGGGGAACAGGUUCUGGAAGGAGACAAGGAAGUUUUGGGAGGGAUUUGAGAAGUGGCUGAGGGAGGAGGAAGAGAGGAGACGCCUGGAAGACGACCGGAGAAGGCGCAGGCUGGAGCAGGAGCUGGUUUCCAGGGAGGAGGCCAAGACCCUCAGGGAAGAGCAGAGGAGGCAAAUGGAGAUGGAGGGGGGAGAUUCCAGCCAGGUCGCAAGGUUACUACAAGACAAGGAAGUAGAGUGGCAGAAAACUCUAGAAGACAGGAGACGUGAAGGUGAGCAAUGGGAACUGGAAUGGAGAAAGAAGUGGACAGAGGUUGUCAAAGAGAGUAGAACAAUGCAAGAUGAGAGUAGGAAACUGGAGGAGGAAUGGAGGCAUGUAAUGGAGAAGGAGAGAGUGGAGGGGAGAAAGAGGUUGCUGAGGGAGAAAGCGAGGAAGCGCAAAAAGGAUGAGGCUAUUAGUCAGAUAGAAGAUGAGGGGGAGAAGUUCUGGAAAGAGGAGAGAAAAGGAGAAGGGACGCAGAGAGGCGUAAAGGAAAUCGGGGGGAAAUCUGGAGCUUGAUGGAGAAGCUGGGAAAAAGAGACAUGCAGAGGAGGGUGAAGGGAAAAAACGGGAAGAUGAAAGCCGCAUUUCUGCCUGCAUA